Podospora pseudocomata is the source of this 1883-nucleotide messenger RNA. It is a transcript of the gene SMR2, whose product is annotated as Sporulation minus regulator 2. Gene Ontology annotation, molecular function: RNA polymerase II cis-regulatory region sequence-specific DNA binding; DNA-binding transcription factor activity, RNA polymerase II-specific. The transcript is spliced from 5 exons. The coding region runs from base 285 to 1151 and encodes 288 amino acids. The record is from RefSeq and is a predicted model, not a curated record. Lineage: Eukaryota; Fungi; Ascomycota; Sordariomycetes; Sordariales; Podosporaceae. Gene Ontology annotation, biological process: cell differentiation; negative regulation of transcription by RNA polymerase II; anatomical structure morphogenesis.
CACAAUAUUUUGCUCGCUGCUUGAAGAGAGCGCAGCCCUUCGAUUUAUUUAAUUCCUGCCACCCCCCCUUCUUCAACUCUUGUUCUCUUCUGUUCACCUCUUCUCAAUUUCUCUCCCCCAUUCAUCAACCACAACUUCAUCGUCAUUGCGACCUCUUUUCCGAACUUCCAAAGUCUUCCUUCUUCAGACUCUCUCUGAACUCUCCAUCAAGAGAUAUUCUCACUUUCCUUUCUCAAGUAUCGCACCACCACCUCGACUACGCAAACCAUAACCAGUGAACUACAAUGGAUGUCUCCAACUCCACUCCCGUCAACUCUCCCGCUACCAUCGCCCGUGUCUGGUACUCUGACAAGAUGGAUAUCCCCAUCAUAAACGACUCGCACAUCCUGUCCUUCAUUCUGGUCGAUCAUGAGACAGUUGUCCAGCAUGUCGCGAACGAUCAUGAUGAUAUUGAAGUCGUCAGCGCCUUGGCCGUCGCUGCCACCAACUUCAGCAAAAUGAACGAUGGUCUCGACACCGCUAUUGUUCACAGGAAGCACAGUAUGCUCUACUACAUCACGACCCUUGCUUUGGCCUUUCGUCUGGAUACGAGCAUUUUCGAUGUCAUUCACACGACUGUGACUAUUGGCGAUCUAGUUCCCACUGCCGAUCGAGUUCCCACUGCUGAUGCGGUUCCGGCUGUUUAUCCUGCCAUGGCUCCUGUCUCGCCUGAGUCGAACAGGGAUACUAUGGUCCAGAGUGUUGCAGUCACAACCAAGGAACAUAUUCGUCGCCCCCGCAACCAGUUCAUCAUCUACCGUCAGUGGAUGUCUGCUCGGCUCCACGAGGACAACCCCGGCUUGACAGCUGGUGCUAUUUCGUCCAUCGUCGCUAAGGCUUGGAAAGGGGAGACACCCCAGGUCAAAGCUCAUUUCAAGGCUCUCGCGGUGGAGGAAGACCGCAAGCACAAACUGGCGUAUCCUGGGUACCGCUACCAGGCACGCCGCACCCGGAAUGAGCGCCGCAAGCUCUUCAGCACUAUCAAGGCUGUCUCCCAAUAUCCAGUGCCGGUCACGAACCCGGUGCCCCAGUAUCCGGUGCAUACCCCGAGUUCGUUGACCACCGCGGAUCUCAACGACACUGUGAUGAAUCUGGGCAGCCUCAACAACUAAAGGCGUCGCUGCAGUCUCUCAUCACUGCAACCAUUCUAUGCAAUGUGUGUCCACAGCUCCUGACUCUAUUCAGUCAUUGCGACCUUUCGCUCAAGGUUUGCCGCCCAGUGGGCGAUGACCUAUGCACCAGACGUUGGUUCAGAAUGCUUCAAAGCUUUCACUGGAUGCGACACAGUUUGUGACACAACAUACUCGAUUACCUGACGAAGAAUAUGCUUCCUGGUACAACAACAUGGAAUUAUGACGACAUUUGCACGGCUUUUUCUUUGAAUGACUUGUUUCAUAUCAACACAUCAGCAUACCCUGCGAUCCCUGCCAUUUUCACCGGCGGCGAUGUUCUCAAGCAAAGAGGUUUGGUUCUUGGAGGAUGAUACCCCUUCUCAUACUUCUCUUUUCUUCAUGGUUCGGAUUUGGGAUUUGGGCAUGGAUAACAGGAGUUUGGCGGAUGGAUAGCAUUUUACAAUGUUGGGGCGGAGCGGGGUGUUGGGUGUUGGGACGGUGGGCUGUUUCUUUCAUUUUACUUAUUUUCUAUUUGUUUUCAUUCUCUUUUCUCAGUGGUACAUAAUCUCGAGGAGGAUCGUGUUGACGGUCAUCACUGGUGGAGGUUGGGGCACAUGGAUGGAUGAGUUUGACGAACGGAAUGACCUGGCUCAAGGGGUUCAAAGAAGACGUUCGUUCAAAGCUCGCAGCUAGUUUCUUUUGUCUGUACAACAAUCAAGUGCAUACCCAGAU